GAUUACUAGAGCGAAGCAACUUGUUUAAGCGUGACCACCGUAGAAAACUUCAAAAUAUUUUUAAAUUUUGAGAAGAGAAACGUUGAAAACAGACUGUGUCCAAAAAAUUGAGAUGAAUGAACCAGAAAAUACUGAAGAUCUUCGGCGAAGUGGGAGUUCUUGUUCAGGGGCAAGCAUCUCUUCGUAUUCCUUGGUUCAAAGCACAAUGAAAGAUCUCUUCCAUGUUCAACAGAACACAUUGGAAAGGGUCCGGCAAACUGCAGAGCGACAGAAACAAAACUACGUCUCAAAAUCUGAAUAUGAAGAAGUCGCAUUUAGUUUAGAACAUGAAAGAUUGGAACACUCGAAAACCAAACUUAUCUUGGAGCAAGAGGGAGAAAAACUGAAGUAUGCACAGAAUCAAAUUGAGAUCUUGAAGGAACAAAUGAGCAAGGCAGCAAAAGAGCAUGAUACUAUUGCUAAAACCCUGCAAAGUAAAUCUUCAAGGGAGACCAAGAGAUGUGAUUAUCUGUUGGAGAAAUGUUCAGCCGCAGAUGAGGAACUUCAGCGAUUAAAUGAUUGCCUAUCUUUAAAAGACAAUGAGAUCUCAUCAUUGAAACAGAGGCUCAAGUCGCAGAAGGACAACCAUAAACAAACACUUGCUGAUAUUGAUAUCAAUAAAAUGCAAGAAAUGUACAUGGCAAAAAGUUUAAGUGAUUCACUAAGGAAGUCCAAAAAAUGACUUUCCAUAAACACGGACUCUUUAUAACACUGUGCAAUAAAAUAACAUAACUGUAAUGUCGUGUUCUAUUUACAAAAUAUUUUUAUUUGUGUUUGCGCAAGGUUUCGAGCAAACGUUUCCAUGCUUCUUAUUGUUAUGUGGCUUUGCGUAAAAUAACCUAUUAAUAUUUGAAAAUGUUCAUUAAAUAUUAAUGCAUAUGCUUAUUA
Ciona intestinalis (vase tunicate) is the source of this 927-nucleotide messenger RNA. Lineage: Eukaryota; Metazoa; Chordata; Ascidiacea; Phlebobranchia; Cionidae. The record is from RefSeq and is a predicted model, not a curated record.